This is a messenger RNA of Perca fluviatilis (European perch), 2599 nucleotides long. Its product is annotated as NADPH oxidase 4. Gene Ontology annotation, cellular component: plasma membrane; NADPH oxidase complex. The record is from RefSeq and is a predicted model, not a curated record. Lineage: Eukaryota; Metazoa; Chordata; Actinopteri; Perciformes; Percidae. Bases 441 to 2123 code for a protein of 560 amino acids. Gene Ontology annotation, biological process: superoxide anion generation; defense response. The transcript has 18 exons. Gene Ontology annotation, molecular function: superoxide-generating NAD(P)H oxidase activity.
CACUGUCAGAGCCAUUUUCAUUGUUAGACUGUGGCGCCCUCUAGUGACGAAGAGGAGCAGCUGAGGAGCGAGGUUUAUUGUUCUCCUGUCCGUUUGUCUGUUAACUUUAUUCGCCCCAAAGUCAUUUUUAUUCAAGAUGUUUUAACGACGCUGCCCACUUAACGUUCAGCUCGACCGUAAAGCAAACGGAAGCGAGCUGUGAGGAGAUAGUUUCAGACGGAGCUCUUCACUGCUGAGACUAGAUGAAAAGUCAAACUGCGCUCUGAGCAGACAGCAGCGGCGUCACGGAGGAGUGCAGGGGGGACGGAGCAGACUCCGGCCGGUCUGUGGACGCUGCACACAGGCAUACAGAGCUGCAGGGAGAACGAUACUUUACCUCUCAGCCACACCGAGGCUUUGGUGAAAAAGGUUUAGGCAGCUUCUGAGUCAGUGAAGGCAUCAUGGUUGUGUCGGUGAGGAGCUGGGUCGCCAACGAGGGAGGAAAGCACUUGGUCCUGAUGCUGUGGCUGGGAGUGAACACUUGGCUCUUCUUAAAGACCUUCCUUCUGUACUACACUGGACAGCAGUAUCACUACCUCUACAAGAUGCUCGGGCUAGGGCUGUGCAUCAGCAGGGCUUCUGCAUCUGUGCUGAACCUGAACUGCAGCUUGGUGCUGUUGCCCAUGUGUCGCUCCCUGCUCACCUUCGUCCGAGGAACACACACGCAGGUAUCGAGCCGAGAGACUCGCAGACUGCUGGAUAAGAGCAAGACCUUUCAUGUGGCAUGUGGAGUAGCCAUCUGCAUCUUCUCUGUUGUACACGUGUCUGCACACCUGGUUAAUGUCGUCAACUUCAGUGUGAGCUACUCAGAUGACUUUCCUGCUCUCAAUUUGGCUCGCUUUAGAGGAGAGGACCCCAAACUGAUCAUUUUGACCACAAUCCCAGGAGUCACAGGCGUCCUGUUGGUUCUUAUCCUCUUCCUGAUGUUCACAUCCUCCUCCUACUGCGUACGGUUGUCCAACUAUGAGAUCUUCUGGUACACACACAACCUCUUCAUUAUAUUCUACAUCAUCCUCAUGGUGCACAUGGUCGGAGGAGCUCUGAAGUAUCAGACCAACUUAGAGGCCCACCCUCCUGGCUGCCUCCGAGCCAAUCAGAGCGGCACAGAGCAACAGGGCGAGGAGCUGGAGCAGGGUGAGGAUGAAGAGAGAAGAUGCGGAGAGGAGGCUCACUUCCAGCCACAUUACCCCCAGACAUGGCUUUGGGUGUCCGGUCCUCUUUGUCUUUACUGUGCCGAGCGUUUCUACCGCUACAUCCGGAGCUGCGACCCUGUCACCAUAGUGACAGUCAUCAGGCACCCCUGUGAUGUCAUCGAGUUGCGCAUGCUAAAAAAGAACUUCAAAGCUCGUCCUGGACAGUAUAUUGUUCUCAACUGUCCAGGUGUCUCUUCCUUUGAGAACCAUCCAUUCACGCUCACAACGUGUCCUACAGAGAACAAGAAAACGUUUGGCAUCCAUCUCCGAGUCGUGGGAGACUGGACUGAGCGGUUUACACAGCUGCUAGUUCCUGAACCAAGGAUAGACUUGGAGAUCCUUCCCAUGGUGCAACAGAGGAGAUACCCCAAGCUUUACGUGGAUGGUCCCUUUGGAAGUCCAUCAGAGGAAGUGUUUAACUACAACGUCAGUGUUUGUGUCGCGGGUGGAAUAGGAGUCACGCCGUUCGCCUGCGUGCUGCAUGCUCUGCUUGAUGGCUGGACGGGUUUCAGAUUGCAGAGAUUGUACUUUGUGUGGGUCUGCAGGGAGCUCCAGUCCUUCUACUGGUUUGCUGAGCUGCUGUGUGCUGUUCAUCACAAGCUUUGGCAGGAAAACAGACCGGACUACUUUAAUCUGAAACUGUACGUCAGUCAGGCAGACAACCUGCAGGGCAUGUCUGAGGACAAGUACCGCCCACUCACCUCGAGGCUGCUGGUUGGUCGACCCAAGUGGAAGUUACUGUUCGAUGAGAUUGGGAAGACCAAUAAGCAUAAGCGAGUCGGGGUUUUCUGCUGUGGACCAAAGGGCAUCUCCAGGACCCUCCAUAGACUGUGUAACUCAGCCCGAUCCUCUGGAACAACCUUUGAAUUCAACAAGGAGUCCUUCAGCUGAUCAAACAUCCGAGCUGGUUCUACACUUCAACCUCACUUAAAUAAACUGUGCCAUUUGACAUGUGAAACUGGCUAAAAGAACUUGAAUAUUCACAGACUAUAUUAUUGUUUCACAUGCAUCCCUGCCCAUUGUCAUAAAAGGCCCAGCAGGACAAGACCUCAACAUGCAGCAUGAGGCCUGUUCCUCUCUACAGACCAGCCAUACCCCCAACUGAUUGAAGCAACUGAAGCUUGAUCCAAUCAACCUCUGAGAAAAACUUAAGAAACCAGCCCGCUGCUCGGAUUCUCCACUCAUGAUGCUCUGUAUUCCCUUUUAGUCGAUUCACUUGGUACAACACUUAUAGUAUGGGAUAUCAUGCCCCACAUGACCUACCUGAAGACACCUCUCUUCACGCCUUUAAAGGUCCCAUGGCAUGAAAAUUUUACUUUAUGAGGUUUUUUAACAUUAAUAUGCGUUCCCUCAGCCUGCCUAUGGUC